AUGUCCAAGCUAGCAGCGAAGACAUGCCCUGGUGUAAAAGGCUUACCGGUGACAACACGGGGGGAUGGCGCAGUGGUUAAGCGCCAUGGCUGUUACUUGUGUAACGUAGGUUCGAAUCCUGCUCCCUCCACCUCCUCCCCACUUAAUGUGGCAAGGAUAGCCCGGCUGGCUAUCGACAACAACCACCCGCCUGUGCCGUCGAGCCCACACUUGUUGGGAACUUCGUCUACAUGGCUACAAACGACCGACAGCACCGCUGGUUGGACACAGGCCCCUCUCGACGAAGAGCCGUCAACUGCCGUCAGACGAAUCCUCCGUGCGCCUGAAGGCACGGGGUCGCGUCAGUGA
Pyricularia pennisetigena is the source of this 348-nucleotide messenger RNA. RefSeq lists its product as uncharacterized. The record is from RefSeq and is a predicted model, not a curated record. Lineage: Eukaryota; Fungi; Ascomycota; Sordariomycetes; Magnaporthales; Pyriculariaceae. Bases 1 to 348 code for a protein of 115 amino acids. The transcript has a single exon.